Molecule: messenger RNA, 2248 nt
Organism: Etheostoma spectabile (orangethroat darter)
Lineage: Eukaryota; Metazoa; Chordata; Actinopteri; Perciformes; Percidae
Gene: mul1
Product: mitochondrial E3 ubiquitin protein ligase 1
Exons: 5
Coding region: 258-1316 (352 amino acids)
Biological process (GO): organelle organization; protein ubiquitination
Cellular component (GO): mitochondrion
Molecular function (GO): ubiquitin-protein transferase activity
Source: RefSeq, a predicted model, not a curated record
CACACACACACACACAAAACAGGUGUUACUAAUUGCAAUAAUGAUAGAUUUAUUAAAGUACCCCAGAUUUUUAUUGUCUACACCUGUGUAUAUUUAUCAUACUUGACUCGACACUGACAUCUGCUGGCAGGGAGGAACAUUACAUUUCAAGAGCUUUUAUUUUGAAGUGUUGUGACCCGCAGCUGUUGCUAAACCUCUGUUGACAGUGGAACGAGUGUGAAGGGAACACAGCAGUGAAUGCUGCAUAUCACAGGAGGAUGGACUCCAGUGGGAAACCCUCAACUGCACAGAUCGUGGUUUUAGCCACCAGCUCAGCUCUGACUGCAGUCUUCUAUUCCAUUUACAAGAGCCGAGCUACAACAGUUGCCAGAUUAAAGGAAGCAAAGAAAGUCUCCAUUGAUCAGGAUUUGAAAAACAUCCUGUCGGAAACUCCUGGCCGAUGUGUCCCAUACGCUGUCAUAGAAGGUGUAGUGAGAUCUGUGAAGGAAACUCUGAGCAGCCAGUUCGUUGAUAACUGCAAAGGCGUGAUUGAAAGACUGACCUUGAAGGAGGAAAAGAUGGUGUGGAAUCGCACCACUCAUCUCUGGAACAACACCGAGAAAAUCAUCCACCAGCGCACCAACACAGUUCCCUUUGCCCUCGGCUCUCACAACGACGAUAUCGCCAUCACAGUACGGGUUAUACGUCCGCUAGACGCGGCCGAGUUGAACCUGGAGACCACGUACGAGAACUUCCACCCCACGGUCCAGUCCCUGUCCAACGUUAUCGGCCACUUCAUCAGUGGGGAGCGCCCCAAGGGCAUCCACGAGACGGAGGAGAUGCUACGGCUGGAAGACAGCGUCACAGGCGUGGGCGAACUGGUCCUGGAUAACAACCUGGUCAAGCUCCAGCCCCCCAAACAGGGCUUCCGCUUCUUCCUCACUCGGCUGGACUACGAGUCUCUGCUCAGGAAGCAGGGGAAUAGCGUCCGACUGUGGAAGAUCUUGACCGUCGUCUUCGGCAUCGCCGCAUGCUCCACGCUCCUCUUCAUCCUGUGGAAGCGGUACGAGCACCACAGAAAGGGCAAGAAGGAGCGAAGCAUGCUCAAGGAGUUCAAGGAGCAGCAGAGGAAACGCAUGCGUGAGCUCAACGUGGAAGAAAGCAGCGUGUCGCCCAGCAGCUGCACCGUCUGCCUGAGCCGGGAACGCUCCUGCGUGUUCCUCGACUGCGGCCAUGUGUGUGCCUGUGCCCAGUGCUACAGCGUCCUGCCAGAGCCAAAGAAAUGCCCCAUCUGCCGGGCGACAAUAGACAGGGUGGUACCUCUUUACAACAGCUAAUGUACUGAAAUGUGAGUAGGAGGUCCACUCAGUCAUAACACUGGAGAUACCGUAUUUCAUACCAAAGCUGCCUUAGGUAAUAUUGGUAUUUUGUUGCACUUUUUUUGCAUGUAGGUAGGUAGUUAGCUAGCUAGCUAGGUAGGUAGGUAGCUAGCUAGCUAGGUAGGUAGGUAGCUAGAUAGAUAGGUAGCUGUGCUGAAUCACAUUUCCCAUUCAAUGUUCAAAUUCACUUUGAAACCUGUGAAAGGAAAACAGAGAUGACUCUUGAGAGAGGAAAUUGGAUUCUUAGCAUAGGCUUACUUUUUUUAAGGUGACAUAGGUUGAUCGAUAGAACAUUCACUAAUUGUUUUUCCACGAACGUGCUUCAAUUUUUAUACACCUGAUUCCUAAAAGCAGCACUUAAGACCUUCACUUGGAAGGGAAGUCAAAUGUUGUAAAUGUCACAAUAUAAAUGUUUUAUUAAAACAGAACUGUUUAAUGUGCAGCCAAAAGGUUACAGCUAUUAUCUUGUUCCCUCUUAGAUUCAUAAUACUGGAUGAAAAUAAGUUCAGGAAAGUAAAUUUCAGAAAAUUGGCAUUUGCAUUUCAGUUACUGUAUAAGGCAUAUAAUACAAUGAACAAAAACAGGAAGAAGAUUAUGACAUUAACUGUCAAAUGUGUUUUGAGCACUCUUCGUAUUAUAAUUUUUAACAAAGACUUAACAUUUGCGUAAUUUGGUAAACUCCUCAUUUUAAAAUGGGAUUUGACUUAAACUUAGCCUGAGAGCAUUUGGUGCUUAUCGUCAUUCUUUAUAUUUGAUUUAAGAGUGUCUGCAGACUUUGUUUUUUCCUGAUUUUCUUUUAAAUGUCUGUACUUGGGAUGUAGCUUGUGGUUCAUUAAAGGUUAUGUUUUGUGCAGUACAGACGGGCCAGAUGAAAAGGUUGUGGUUUACAC